Molecule: messenger RNA, 3794 nt
Organism: Myripristis murdjan (pinecone soldierfish)
Lineage: Eukaryota; Metazoa; Chordata; Actinopteri; Holocentriformes; Holocentridae
Gene: klhl2
Product: kelch-like family member 2
Exons: 15
Coding region: 463-2280 (605 amino acids)
Molecular function (GO): protein binding
Source: RefSeq, a predicted model, not a curated record
GGAGACAGUGCUUUCUUCUCGGACACCUUGGCUACUCAGAGGAACGUCUUUGCCGACAUGUCCUUGUUUGUGCGUUUUAAUCAGCGAUUGGAAAAUAACAGGUAGCCUUGUCCGCCGCCUCUCGCAGCCCCCCCUACCCCCCUAAAAAAACGGUACACCCAGCAGCAGAGGAAAACAAAAAAAAAAAAAAAAAAUGAAAUAGCAGCCCGUGUCUCGACAGCGGCGUCGUUUCCUUCCUGCGCGUUUGGAGCCGAGAGAAGAAGCAGGGCGCACUACAACACCCGGGUUGGAUCCCAACGUGUUUUCACGGAGUGUCACCGCAGUCGUAGCGCUACUGUAUGAAACACCCUGCCUGCACGGGCUGCCGUGGGAGCCCGUCCUCAUCGCCUGGGAACCAGCCGCGCUCCGAUCAUGAUUCACGCUUGAUUUAAAACCAAUAAUAGAAGGCAUUGUGGAUAUGGAAUGGUGCAUGCCGCUGCCCCAAGUUUCCAGCCGCUGAAAAACACCGGAAUCAUGGACAUUCAUCCGCUGUGUACUAGACUUUGUCCACAUCCCCUGGACAAGGAAGAUGGUGUCGAGAGGCAGGGUCCUGUUACUCUGAAUCCACGGCACAUGAGGAAGGCCUUCAAAGUCAUGAACGAGCUGCGCAGUCAGAGCCUGUUGUGUGAUGUGACCAUAGUGGCGGAGGAUGUGGAGAUCGCUGCUCACCGGGUGGUUCUGGCUGCUGGGAGCCCCUACUUCCAUGCUAUGUUUACAGGGGAGAUGGCAGAGAGCCGGGCAAAGCGAGUGAGGAUAAAGGAGAUGGAUGGUUGGACUCUGGGCCUGCUGAUAGACUACAUCUACACAGCAGAGAUACAGGUCACAGAGGAUAAUGUACAGGCCUUGUUGCCGGCAGCGGGUCUGCUCCAGCUGACUGAGGUGAAAAAGGCUUGCUGUGAGUUCCUGAGUUCUCAGCUUCAUCCGUCCAACUGUCUGGGAAUACGAGCCUUCGCUGACCUCCACGCCUGCUCUCAGCUCCUCACACAGGCCAACAGCUACGCAGAGCAACAUUUCACCGAGGUGGUUGGGAGUGAAGAGUUUCUUAAUUUGGGAAUGGAGCAAGUGUCCAGCCUUAUUGCCAGUGACAAACUCACUAUCCCCACAGAGGAGAAGGUAUUUGAAGCUGUGAUUGCCUGGGUGAACCAUGAUAAAGACGUGCGUCAGGAGCACUUGGCUCACCUGAUGGAGCAUGUUCGCCUGCCACUCCUCUCCAGAGAAUACCUUGUACAGCGGGUGGAGGAGGAGUGUCUGAUUAAGAACAGCAGCGCGUGUAAAGACUACCUGAUUGAGGCCAUGAAGUACCACCUGCUGCCAGCGGACCAGAGAGCGCUGAUGAAGACGGCACGCACACGCAUGAGGACCCCAGCCUGCUGUCCUAAGGUGAUGGUAGUGGUUGGAGGCCAGGCUCCCAAGGCCAUCCGGAGUGUGGAGUGUUAUGACUUUGAGGAGCAACGAUGGUACCAGGUGGCUGAACUCCCCACCAGGAGGUGCAGAGCAGGUGUGGUGUAUGUGGGCGGGUGUGUGUAUGCGGUCGGCGGUUUCAACGGCUCUCUGCGCGUGCGGACGGUCGACUGUUACGACCCGGUCAUGGACCGCUGGAGCUGUGUGAGCAGCAUGCAGGACCGACGAUCAACACUCGGAGCUGCUGUCCUCAAUGGACUGCUGUACGCUGUGGGAGGCUUCGACGGUAGCACAGGCCUCUCGACAGUUGAGGCAUACAACGCAAAGACGGAUGAGUGGUUCCAUGUUUUACCCAUGAGCACCCGACGCAGCAGCGUGGGAGUGGGCGUCGUCAACGGGAUCCUGUAUGCAGUUGGAGGUUAUGAUGGAGCGACCCGGCAGUGUCUGAGCACGGUAGAGGCGUACAAUCCAAGCGGCAACACGUGGAGCUACAUUGCUGAGAUGGGCACUCGGCGCAGCGGGGCGGGUGUAGGAGUGUUGAAGGGACUGCUGUAUGCUGUGGGGGGGCAUGACGGCCCGCUGGUGAGGAAGAGCUGCGAGGUUUAUGACCCGGCCUCCAACAGCUGGCGGCAGGUAGCGGAUAUGAACAUGUGCCGACGCAACGCAGGUGUGUGUGCGGUGAACAACUUACUGUAUGUGGUGGGGGGAGACGACGGCAGCUGUAACUUGGCGUCUGUGGAGUUUUAUAAUCCAAACUCCGACAAGUGGACACUACUGCCUGCCUGCAUGAGCACGGGACGCAGUUAUGCAGGUGUGACUGUGAUCGACAAGCCCUUAUGACUGCUCUCGAGGCCUGCCACUGAUUUGGAGCAGAAUGUUUGCUUCUGCUGAAUACCGAUCUUGGACUGUCUCUGAUGCCGAUGCUUCGACCAUUGGCAGCCUCCACAGGCACUGAUGAAGAUGAAGAACACGAUGACAAGGCUGAUAGUGAUGAAGAUUUUUGCACUUAAUAAAUAGCGGAGCUGUAAGCGGAAGGGGAUCGAACCACGUUUUUAUCCUCUUACGGCCGGACUGCGGCACUAAGUGGACAAAUCGGUUUUGAGCGCCACUGUACCACGGCAGUGCCAUCGAAAUGCUACUGAUGAGGAGCUGCAAAGUGACUCUUACACUAACACAAUGUUGACAUGAACCAGUUCUGAGAGAGACCCACCAAUUCAGUCUGGAGUUAUGGUAGAGGAAGGCAGAGAAGGAGAAAUUGGGACUGUAAUCUUGUUUUCUCCUUUAUUUUAUCAUCCCAAGAAGUGUACGUGUCUGUACAUGUGUGUGUGUGUGUGCGUCUGUGUGUGUGAAUGCUUGCAUGUGCGCGUGCUGCCUUGCUUGCACAUGUGCGCAUGCGUGUUUGUGUGAUCCGUGCGCCUGUGUUUCUGUGGUGACGCCUGGUCUGACACAGAGCACGACCGCACCCCCGAUCUCUCACCUUUACAGUGUUCCAAUGUGGCUGAAUGUCAAAUUAUGCCCUGUUUCCCGUUUCCUCUCCCGUGUUUCGCUGCUGGUGUAGAAUUACCUGGACAGAGCGCAGUUGGACUCGGUGGCUGUCCUUGGAAAAAGAAACGAUAACCUCUGAGAAUAGAUUGGUAACAGAGUGUGAGUUGAGCGCCGGCCCGCAUGUAUUCCUAAGAGCCACGUGGGAAGCGGUGGUAGAAGAUAAUGUACAUUUCUUCUGGAAGAAAAAAAAAAAAAAGACAGAGAUUUUCAGUGGAACACUACAGUAACUCUACCGGUAGAGGAGAAGAAGUCUCAUUUCAUGGUGCCAAAAUGAGUGACACACAGAGGAAGCAGCUGUUUGAAAUGAAAUAAACAGCUGUAUUUAUUAGUGCUUUACUGUCACCCAGUGGCCAUUUUUUUUGUUGUGGUUGUAACCACUAAUGACAGCAAGUGAUAAUGGGCUGAACUCACUGCAUGGUCUCGAGCUCUAACCUCUUACUCCUAAACAGUAAACACUUAUCCUCUUCUUCCUCGCUCUCCCCUGGUGUAGCAACCCUGUUAACUACUGCACACCCUGACUUAAUAUGAAUGUGCCAAUUUUACUAUGUCUCUUUAUUUCCGUCUCUCUUUAUUACUCUCUUCCUACUUUGACUAAUCUGUUUUUCUCUUUCUGGAAAGUGACCAAACCUACUAUUGAGUUUCUUUUAUCAGUCUCUUUCUCUUGCCUCUCCUAUAUUGAAAAUUGCUAUAGUACUGGUAUCGCUGUUUCUUGUCAGUGUAUUGAGGAAUGUCAUGUAGGCUAAUGAUCUUUGAAAUGUUUCAUUACUUGUUUUAUAUUAUCAUUAAUAAAUAUGCUUCUUGUAUUUAAA